Molecule: messenger RNA, 3441 nt
Organism: Trachemys scripta elegans
Lineage: Eukaryota; Metazoa; Chordata; Testudines; Emydidae
Gene: EXOC1
Product: exocyst complex component 1
Biological process (GO): exocytosis; Golgi to plasma membrane transport
Cellular component (GO): plasma membrane; exocyst
Molecular function (GO): phosphatidylinositol-4,5-bisphosphate binding
Source: RefSeq, a predicted model, not a curated record
CAGGAAGAGGAAGCCGCUGCGGUUCACUGUUGCGCGGUAGGGUGGCUGCGGAGUUAGAUGGGCCGGAGGCGGAGCCGCUGCGCCCUAAGGAGGAGACACGCCCCAGCCUUUGCGCCCACCUGCCCGGGCCCCGCGUGCUUCAAGCCUAAACUGGGAUAUUCAAAGCCCUUGGACUUCAAACUAUGCCCAUGCUGAACAAACUCGGUCUGCUUACAUGCUGCCCUAGCUGCUGCUGUUUUUGUCUUGGUGAGAGCCCGGUGUCACACCACUGCUCGGUGUGCCGUUCUCUUUGGACCAGGAGAAGAAAAUCCAGGGAUACUCAAUUGAAGUUGUACCUUUUCGAACAAUCAAUAAAACAAACAUAAUUCCUUAAAGGGAAUUGACGACCUACAAAGACAUUGAUCACGGAUGCAUCAGGAACAGGUUGGGGCACACAGCUGAGAGAAAAUGACUGCAAUCAAGCAUGCCUUACAGAGAGAUAUUUUCACUCCAAAUGAUGAACGUUUAUUGAGCAUUGUGAAUGUGUGCAAAGCAGGCAAAAAGAAGAGAAACUGCUUUUUGUGUGCCACAGUGACAACAGAACGUCCAGUGCAAGUAAAUGUGGUCAAGGUGAAGAAAUCCGAUAAGGGAGAUUUCUACAAAAGACAGACAGCGUGGGCACUUCGAGAUCUUGCUGUUGUUGAUGCCAAAGAUGCUGUUAAAGAAAAUCCUGAAUUUGACUUGCAUUUCGACAAAGUGUACAAAUGGGUUGCCAGCAGCACAGCAGAAAAGAACACUUUCAUUUCAUGUAUCUGGAAACUGAACCAGAGAUAUCUUAGAAAGAAAAUUGACUUCGUAAAUGUUAGUGCCCAGCUUUUGGAAGAACUACCUAAAGUUGCAGAAGAAUCUGUUCCAAGUGGAGAAAAUCAGAGUGUAGCAGGAGGAGAUGAAGAAGCUGUGGAUGAGUAUCAAGAGUUAAAUGCAAGAGAGGAACAGGACAUUGAAAUAAUGAUGGAAGGCUGUGAAUAUGCCAUUUCUAAUGCUGAAGCCUUUGCAGAAAAGUUAUCUAGAGAGCUGCAGGUGUUAGAUGGGGCAAACAUCCAGUCAAUCAUGGCCUCUGAGAAACAAGUGAACAUCCUGAUGACGCUGCUGGAUGAAGCUCUGAAGGAAGUGGAUCAAAUUGAGCUGAAGCUGAGCAGUUAUGAGGAAAUGCUACAGAGUGUAAAAGAGCAAAUGGAUCAGAUCUCAGAAAGCAACCACCUAAUUCAUCUCAGCAACACGAAUAAUGUGAAGCUGCUGUCAGAGAUAGAAUUCCUAGUUAAUCAUAUGGAUUUGGCAAAAGGUCACAUAAAGGCCCUCCAGGAGGGGGAUCUGGCAUCUUCUCGAGGCAUUGAAGCCUGCACUAAUGCAGCUGAUGCCCUUUUGCAGUGUAUGAAUGUAGCUCUUCGACCAGGACAUGAUAUGCUUUAUGCAGUCAAACAGCAACAGCAGCGGUUCAGUGACCUACGUGAACAAUUUGCACGAAGACUUGCCAGUCAUCUGAACAAUGUGUUCGUUCAGCAGCUACACUGCCUCGAAAAGAAAGUGCUGUCAAACAGGAAACAGAGAGUCUUCAUGGAAGUUCUGGAAAAUUGACUGGAUCGACCUCUAGCCUAAAUAAACUCUCUGUUCAGAGUUCAGGAAAUCGCAGGUCUCAGUCAUCCUCACUGUUGGAUAUGGGAAACAUGUCUGCCUCGGACCUUGAUGUGGCUGAUAGAACUAAAUUUGAUAAGAUCUUUGAGCAAGUUCUAAGCGAACUGGAGCCCCUGUGUCUGGCAGAACAGGACUUCAUUAGCAAAUUCUUCAAACUACAGCAGCAUCAAAGCAUGGGAACAACAAUGAAUGAAGCAGACGAAAUGGAUGGAGGAACUUUAUCCCGGUCUCAUAAUUCUGGUGUUCCACAAGCUAUAUCAUCUGAGAAAGACAUGAUCCGACAGAUGAUGAUAAAAAUAUUUCGCUGUAUUGAGCCAGAGCUGAAUAACCUUAUAGCUCUGGGGGACAAGAUUGAUAGCUUUAAUUCCCUUUAUAUGUUAGUUAAGAUGAGUCACCAUGUAUGGACAGCACAAAAUGUGGACCCAGCUUCCUUCCUCAGCACAACACUUGGAAAUGUUUUGGUGACUGUCAAAAGGAACUUUGACAAAUGCAUUAGCAAUCAAAUAAAACAGAUGGAGGAGGUAAAGAUAUCAAAGAAGAGUAAAGUUGGGAUCCUUACAUUUGUUGCUGAAUUUGAAGAAUUUGCAGCACUUGCUGAAUCUAUUUUCAAAAAUGCAGAGCGACGAGGAGAUUUAGAUAAAGCCUACAUAAAACUUAUAAGAAGUGUUUUCAUCAAUGUGGAGAAAGUAGCAAAUGAAAGCCAGAAAACACCCAGGGAUGUGGUCAUGAUGGAGAACUUCCACCGUAUUUUUGCAACUCUCUCUCGUUUGAAAAUCUCAUGUCUUGAGGCUGAAAAAAAAGAAGCUAAACAGAAAUACACUGAUCAUCUCCAGUCUUAUGUCAUCUACUCCUUGGGACAGCCUCUUGAGAAAUUAAAUCAUUUCUUUGAGGGUGUUGAAGCUCGUGUGGCACAAGGCAUAAGAGAAGAGGAAGUAAGUUACCAACUGGCUUUCAAUAAACAAGAGCUUCGCAAAGUUAUAAAGGAAUAUCCUGGUAAGGAAGUGAAGAAGGGAUUGGAUAAUCUCUAUAAGAAGGUGGACAAACAUCUUUGUGAAGAAGAAAAUUUACUUCAGGUUGUAUGGCAUUCUAUGCAAGAUGAGUUUAUACGCCAAUACAAACACUUUGAAGGCUUGAUAGCUCGUUGCUAUCCUGGAUCAGGUGUUACCAUGGAAUUCACUAUCCAGGACAUCUUAGACUACUGCUCCAGUAUUGCACAGUCUCACUAAACUUCUACAAGGGGAAAAUGCUUGAAAAAUAUCAAGUACUAUGAAUGUUACUUGCUUUAAGAAGAUGAAAUAAGCAGCAUAUGUAUUCUUAAAUGUUCUAUAAAUGUCUAGUCAUAUUUCCAUCUCGGAUAUAUUUCAAUGCAAAAUGAAAAGUCUAAAUAGCAGUGUUGUUUUCCUGCUCGGUUGAAGCACUGUUUUAAAGCAUUAAAUUCAUGAACACUUAAUAUUUAAUUUUUCUCCCACUGGUGCCCAAGAUUUUUUUAAAUCUGUAACUUUCUUGCUAACAGCAAUUACCUUUGUAUAUUCUUAGCACUUUGAAAGGACACUACUGUCAAAUGACUUCACACUAGUACUUUGCAUCCUGGUAAUUAUGUAACCAUUAAAAAGAUUGUACAGAAUUAGUUUUUUUCUGCCUCAAGCUGUCAUAUAUGGAUGUCGAGUUCGGUCCAUGAAAGUACGAACUAAAUUCAUGUUUUGAGAAUUAAUGUGACUGUAUGUGGCUGUAACUCUUCUGAUCUUAAGUAAAAAUAAUCUUUCAAACAUA